AGCAAUCGCGAGAAAGGUCGAAGGAUUCUUUCUUCGUCGCCCCGCACCGCCCGCUUUUCCACACUCCGCCGUCAUUCUCGAUUUCGUUCCGGUUCCCGCCGGGCGGAGCAAGAGCGGUUAUGGCGGCGAAGGCCGACGCGGCGGAAGGCGCGAAGAGGAGGUGCGUCUGCCUGAUCGACGCGAUCGGCCGGCUGCCUCCCUCGGUCGCCGGUCCUUGCCGGCGCACGCUCCUCAAGCUGGCCGAGUCCGACCUCUCUUUCCUCGCUCGUCGCGCCUCUUCUCCUUCUUCGGAUUCGCCUCUCAGUGUUAAUAUCGGACACCUCGAAGCUGUUGUUCACGUUCUCCAGCAUCUUCCGGUCACGGGAGUUUCGCGCGUUUGCAAGCCUGUCCCUCUGUUGCCUGCGAGCGGCGAGGUGCGGAGAGCUGAUUCCAGUUCGAAGAUUGCUCAUGUCGAUAUCGUGUGCACGCUGAAAGGAAUCCCGGUUUGGGUCGUUGUAUCUGAUAGGAACCCGAACCAUGUGACCUGGCACGAUGGCCAUAAAGGCAAGGGAUUGAGAUUGAGAAUUCAGCAAGUUGUUGCUGCUGCUCAGUUCUCGCCGACGCUAAGGCCUUCGUCGAUUAUUCUUUUCUUUUCACGCGGUGUGACUGACUCCAUUCUCAAGAAGAUUGUCGACGAAUUUCAGGCCAUUAAGUAUGAAAUGGAAGCUGACGUCCCCCUUUCCAGUGUUGGCUUUUUGGAGGAAAUGGAAGGUGAGUGGGUAAAUAUAAUUGCAAGGUCUUACCAAGAAUCAGUUGCCCUAGAAAUAAAGGUGGAUAAUUUUGAGAAACCGGCUCGAGAUCCCAAAGUGGGAGCUGGAGAAUCAAUACUGGGUGCUGCGGAGACGGAGAAUCCUGAGGGAAAUGUGAACCUUAAUUAUCCUACUACCUUUGACACUCUAAUUUCUGGCUUGAGACCUCCCAUGAAAGGGAAAGAUAUGGCUUCUGCUAAAACAAGAGAGGAACUAAGUGGAGGUGAUCUCAUAAAUUUUGAUACGACAGCUUUAAUCGCUCUUGUAUCAGACAUUAGUAAUGGUGGUGCGGAGAAACUUUUGAAUGCAGAAGAAAGUGAGUUGAGGCAGCGGUUCAAAGGCAACUUGCCUUUUGUGAUUGCACAGGCAAACUCUGAGAUUCAAAAACCAAUCCUCCCAGAGCUGGGUGCAGUAAUUUGCGGAAAGAAUGGUGUGAUAUGUGAAAGUGUUCUUUCAGAGUUCAAAGAGUUAAUAGCAAUGUAUGGAGGGACCAAGGAGAAGCUAAGAGCAGAUCAGAUACUAAAAUGGCUUUCUGUUGUUCCGGAUAAUCCUUCAGAUCGCAUGAUCAGCCUUCCAACUACCAGAAAGCUUGCUAAAAAGAACAAGGUUAUUUUUGGCACUGGAGAUUACUGGCGUGCGCCAACCUUAACUGCAAAUAUGGCUUUUGUUAGAGCAGUUUCUCAGACCGGGAUGUCUCUCCAUACGAUCGAGCAUAGACCACGUGCUUUAACUGGAAAUUAGCUACAAAUUUUUUCUGAAAGUGGCUUGACAUGUGUUUGCGAGUGGACUUCAAGGUAACAUGAUGCUUCUCAAGAUGUUUGAGUCCUCGCGCGUGCGUGGGCAGAGAGAGAGGGAGAGGAAAUUCAGAAAAAGAAUAUAUAUAGGUUAUCUGACACAUCAUAGUUUCUGACAAAUGAAUCUUCUCUGUCUAGAGAACAUGGAAAUUGAGUUUACAAAAGAAACUGAAGAAAAAAGAAGUAACUCAUGACAACUAAACAAUUUAAAGCUUCAUCCCAAAACUACAGUUGCUUGCUUUGAUGCUGAUCAUGCUAUUGGUACUCAAGCUGUCCACCACCAGGGAACAUCGGCCCAAGAUUUUAACCUUCCUCAACUUCAUUGUGCCUAGUUCGACUGACACCGGUGCAUCAACUUUUAGAUCAAGAGGGAUUUGUCCUGUUUGCUGUUGCUGCUGCAGUGCUGCCAUUAUGGUGCUCCCAGACUCGCUUUGGCCAGUCAAGGGUCAGGUCGAAAUUCAGCCUCAAAGCACUUAUUUGAAGGCGGUCGACCGAAUACUGUGGAAGUUUUGGUUGGAAGACAAAGUAAAUAACUGCUGCAACUAUUCCAAUGAGGAUCAGUAUGAGGAGGAGGAGGCUAAUGAGCCCGCACAAUAACCUGCAGCAACAGCCUUUUCGUUUUCGUGGCUUCGCGAAAAUCACAGGUCCACCACCUUGCAGCGGAGAAGCUCGAUGAACUUGGGUUCCUUUCUCUGAAACAGAAGAGCUCGGCGGCACUAAAGGUGCCGUGGCACUUGUUGCAACCGGAACUGCCGGAUGAAUUCUCUGAUUAUCUGCCAUUGCUUCUGGUACAGCGAACUUAAGCUGACGGUGCAUUCUGGAAUUUCCGCUGGAGUGUGGGCACUUUUGGCACCUAGACAAGUUUCUUGAUGAGCUGAGUUGGUUGAUUUGUUCUUCAGAGCGAAAUAUAGGAUCGCAAUUCUCCAGGGUCUCCAACUUCCCCACCUAACAACAAAUACAAAAAAAGCCAAAGUUUGCAUCGGGUGGUUCAUCUACCAAUGGUUUCCUUUGAUUGUGUAGAAGAGUUAACAACACAAGCAGAAGAAAGGUGUCCCGCUGGUUUGGGUUUAAUCCUCGAAAGUUGUUGCUUCUGACCUACUCUUUGGUUUCGGCAUUUUGACACUGUUUUGGAAUUGUGCCAAGUGGCUCUAUUCGAUUACUUUAAACAAAGAUUUUCUACACCUGUGCGUUCGGUACUUCAGGGCGUGCCAAUUGGCCCAGGAAAACUGCGAGAUGGUGUCGGUAGAGAUUCGGACUCUUUUUAACA
Eucalyptus grandis is the source of this 2849-nucleotide messenger RNA. RefSeq lists its product as uncharacterized. Lineage: Eukaryota; Viridiplantae; Streptophyta; Magnoliopsida; Myrtales; Myrtaceae. Bases 120 to 1529 code for a protein of 469 amino acids. The record is from RefSeq and is a predicted model, not a curated record. The transcript is spliced from 6 exons.